UGCAAGGAACACAAGGACAACCACCCAACAGGAGCUGUGUGUUCAUCUAGCCCAGCUCCAAUCAUCCUUCCGAGUCCCUCCUGCUCAUGAAGGUGCCCGCUAUAACAUGAAACUCUUGAUUCUUUGAUCGGGGGUUUGGCUAGAGACGUGAAAUUGUCCCACCGGCGUGAAAUCUGGCCAUCAGUUGUUUCAACGACGUGCACAUUUUGCACCAAGGAAAGGAGCGAUGUGGUGUGACUGGUCUUCGCUGCCUUUACUGGUACUCGUCUGGGAACUAUCUGUGGUUAGAGUAGAGACGGCACCAUGCCAGACCUGCCACAAACUUACUGACAGCUUCAUUAAGGGCUUGGAAGUAACGUCCAGUAAGAACUUUGGCGGUGGCAACACAGCGUGGGAGGAGGAGAAGCUAGCUAAAUAUGCACGCAGUGAGACCAGGCUGCUCGAGAUUGUCGAAAGUGCAUGUGAGAAGACUGACUUUGAAUGUAACCAGCUGCUGGAGCAGAUCGAGGACCAGGUGGAGACGUGGUGGUUCCACAGACAGCAGGAGGCCCCCGACCUUUUUGAUUGGCUGUGCAUCGAGGAACUGAGACUCUGUUGUCCACCAGGACGCUAUGGACCUCAGUGCAAAGAGUGUCUCUCCGGUCCGGGGGGAGUGUGCGGAGGCCUGGGCCGCUGUGAAGGCGAGGGCACCCGUCUGGGGGACGGAGGGUGUGUCUGUGACCCGGGAUACUCGGGCCAGCUGUGCCAGAACUGUGGGGAUGGCUACUACAGAGAGAAGAGCUCUAAUCACAGCACGGCAGCUUGUGCAGCCUGCUACCAUUCAUGUAAUAAAUGCUUGGGGCCACAGGAUUACAAAUGCCUGAAUUGUAAACCAGGCUGGAUCCUCCACGACAACAAGUGUAUAGACACUGAUGAAUGUGGCACCGAGUUGGCGCGCUGCCCCACAAAUACCUACUGUCACAACACCGAUGGGUCGUACGAGUGCAGAGGCUGUGACCAGGCAUGUGUGGGCUGCAUGGGAAGCGGGCCGGCCCGCUGUAAGAAGUGUGCCCGCGGUUACAGGCUCAGAGGAUCCAAAUGUAUUGACAUAGACGAGUGUAGCGAACGGGCGAUAGCGUGUCCGGGGCUGAACGAGGCAUGUACCAACGAGGAGGGCUCCUUCCACUGUGAUUGCGCUCAGGGCUUUAUCCGACGAGACAGCAUCUGUGUGGAGAACAAGCUACCCACGGGACCAGAGAAAGGUCUCUUCGACGAUAUGACUGAAGACGAGGUGCUGGUGCUGCAGCAGAUGUUUUUUGGCGUGGUGAUAUGUGCGCUGGCGACACUUGCCGCCAAGGGAGACAUGGUCUUUACUGCCAUCUUCAUCGGAGGCGUGGCGGCGAUGGCUGGCUACUGGUUCACUGAAAAGGGAGAUUACAUGCUUGACGGCUUUCUGAAGGGACGCUAGUCCUAGCCCUGGGUUAGAUAAAGGAAACAUGGGAAUGCUAACCAGGCAAGAGGUAAAGGUGACUCCCGAAGUACUAGCCAAUCAGAAUUCUCCUUUCCGGUUGGGAAGUUACUUGAAUGCUGCCUGGACUGCUGUUAGAAAUACAGGACUGAUAAUUUUGAAUCAAAAACUCAGGCUAUGCAGGGGAAUAUAUCUAUGUAGCCGCGAGCAUUGGAGGAGUACUUGGCAACGACCGCAAUGCAAUGAAAUGAUGGAAUUGAACUUGAUCCCCUACCUCAACAUUGCAAAAAGCAGGGGUCAAGAAAUCAAUUACACCACCACUGAUUGUCACACAUUUAUUAUGCAUUUUCAUUUUACAUCUGUGGGAAAAUAUUGCACAAGAAAGAAAGUUAUUUAUUCACAUAAUAUGAACGUCCGGAGCAUUUAUCAUGUCUAUCCUAUUGUUAUUUAAUUUGGCUGUAUGCUUUUAAACCGAAGCUUUCUCAGAAUGAAUGGUAGAGCUAUUGAUAUGGUGUUGCUGGGUAAGGUGUUGCACUAUGUAGGCCUGCUGCUUGGGUGGGGUUGAGCCUUUAUCAUUUCAAAGCAAGCUCCUUGAAAUACUCUGGAAUCCAUCCAUUAUGAAGAACUGUUUUAUUAAUUUCCAUUGUUUUAACUUGAUUUUUUUUUUAUGAAUGCAUGUGAAAAGUUACUUCAAUGACUUAGUCUGUUUAUUUAUUAUCUGUUUUUCAGGACGAGAAUCGACUGCUGCAUGUUCAUUUAAUUUAUUUGUCAAACUGCCAGAUGAGCUCUAACACUAAAGUGGUUACGUGUGUUUUAGAAAUGUAUUUGCACUCCUUAAUGCAAGACAUAAACUCUAUUUUAUUUCCUGGACAUUGGUUUCAAAGAAUAUUUUUUGGGGGGAAUUUAAUACUGUGAUAUGUUUUCAAAUGUUCUGCUUUCUUUUUUUAUUUUACGGAAUUAUGUGAGCCAUGACUUUUAGAAACCAUCAAGCUAUUUGGUUGAUUGUGAUUCCCCCCCACUUUAUUAGACUAGAAGGCUCACUUCCCUGCUGCAAAAACAUAAUUUGCUAACUAUUAUUUCCCAUUUAAUUAAAUAGCUUUGACUCAUUUCUUCCUAAAAUAUUUCCUUUUUUUGCACUUUCAAUAAAAUCUUUAAACAUAA
Gadus morhua (Atlantic cod) is the source of this 2608-nucleotide messenger RNA. RefSeq names its product CRELD disulfide isomerase 1b (gene creld1b). NCBI's taxonomy places the organism in Eukaryota, Metazoa, Chordata, Actinopteri, Gadiformes, Gadidae. Bases 227 to 1447 code for a protein of 406 amino acids. The record is from RefSeq and is a predicted model, not a curated record. Gene Ontology annotation, molecular function: calcium ion binding. The transcript is spliced from 11 exons.